AUGCUAAACCUCAUCUCCACCCUCUCGACCGUCGCCGUGGCCGUGGCGCUCGCCAAUGCCGAGCAAGAAGUUUCCCUCAAGAUCCACGUCGGCCAAACGAAGUUUCGCGUGACUCCUCUCGGCCAGCAAUGUGCCUUCAACAGCUGCGUGGAUCCGCAGUUGUACCCAUGUGCCAACAGUGUCUGCAUGCGUCUGAACUACACUUACGGGAAGUGCAGCCCCGACAAGGGCGUGAAGCAAGACUACAAUAACGUCAAGUAUCUGUGCCCGUACCCGAACCCGUACAACCCCAAACUUGGCGUGCUGAGCAAAGCGAAGAGCAGCGUCGAGCAGGACGAAGACGAGCACGAAGACGAGAUCGAAGACGAAGACAACUAA
Molecule: messenger RNA, 378 nt
Organism: Peronospora matthiolae
Lineage: Eukaryota; Oomycota; Peronosporomycetes; Peronosporales; Peronosporaceae
Source: the annotation of a GenBank genome assembly